GUCCACAUCUCGUGGAUGUAACCCGCCAUCUUGUCGCGUUGAGCAGGAGAAGAGCAGCAGAUAUGGCUGACUACAGCAGCGUGGCUCCCCCGUCCUCUAACGCUGGUGCUGGCAUGAAUGACGCUUUUAAAGACGCUCUACAGAGAGCACGACAGAUUGCAGCAAAGAUCGGCGGCGAUGUAGUUGCGCCACCCCCGACAAACGAAUUUGGCUACGGAGGCCAGAAAAGGCCCCUGGAGGACGCUGGUGGGUAUUUUCCCAUGCCUAACCUGAAUAUCGACCAACCAGAGACGAAGAAAGUGGCUACAAAUGACGCCUUUUCAGGAAUGGGAGGAAUGGGUGGUCCUCCAAGGUCAAUAUCGGAGGAGUUCAAGGUCCCCGAUGGAAUGGUUGGAUUCAUUAUUGGAAGAGGAGGCGAACAAAUAUCACGUCUGCAGCAAGAGUCUGGAUGUAAGAUACAGAUUGCACCUGACAGUGGAGGUAUGCCAGAUAGGUCGGUGACAUUAACGGGAGGACCAGAAUCCAUCCAGGGCGCAAAGAGGCUACUAACAGAGAUAGUUGAGAAGGGGCGGCCGGCUCCAGCGUUCAACCACAACGACGGCCCGGGAACAACUGUCCAGGAGAUUAUGGUCCCUGCCUCCAAAGCUGGACUCGUCAUUGGGAAGGGAGGAGAAACCAUCAAAAGCCUUCAGGAAAGAGCUGGCGUGAAGAUGGUCAUGAUCCAAGAUGGACCCCAAAACACAGGCGCAGACAAGCCACUCCGCAUUUCAGGAGAACCCUUCAAAGUUCAGCAAGCCAAAGAGAUGGUGAUGGAGCUGAUCAGAGAUCAAGGCUUCAGGGAGCAGAGGGGAGAGUAUGGUUCACGAGUUGGAGGAGGCGGAGGGGAGGAGGUGGCGGCGGCGGCGGAGGAUGGUGGCGGCGGCGGUGGUGGUGGUGGCGGCGGAGGGGGAGGAGGAGACAGCUUAGAUGUUCCUGUCCCCCGCUUCGCAGUGGGAAUUGUUAUUGGCAGAAACGGAGAGAUGAUCAAGAAAAUACAGAAUGACACAGGCGUCAGGAUUCAGUUUAAACCAGAUGACGGCAGCACACCUGACCGGAUAGCACAGAUCAUGGGACCCCCUGACCAGGCUCAGCACGCAGCAGAAAUCAUAUCCGAUCUGCUGAGGAGUGUCCAGGCCGGCGGGCCUCCAGGACAUGGCGGUGGCAGAGGUCGUGGUCGCGGGCAGGGGAACUGGAACAUGGGCCCCCCUGGUGGCCUGCAGGAGUUUACCUUCACUGUCCCAACCAUGAAGACCGGCCUUAUCAUCGGAAAAGGUGGUGAGACAAUCAAAGGCAUCAGCCAGCAGUCAGGCGCGAGGAUCGAGCUGCAGAGGAACCCUCCACCCAACGCUGAUCCCAACAUUAAAAUGUUCACAGUUCGGGGCUCCCCCCAACAGAUCGACUACGCCAGGCAGCUAGUGGAGGAGAAGAUCGGGGGACCCGUCACUCCAAUGGGUGGCCCACACGGCCCCCCUGGUCCACAUGGAGGUCCAGGCCAACAUGGUCCUCCCGGACCACCUGGACCCCCCGGGGCCCCCAUGGGUCCGUACAACCCUGGGCCGUACAACCAGGGCCCCCCCGGACCGCACGGUCCACCAGCGCCUUACCAGCCUCAGGGAUGGGGCAAUGGCUAUCCCCACUGGCAACAGGGGCAGCCGGAUCCAAGUGAAUGCCUACAGGAUAAAGCAGCAGCCGACGCCAACGCAGCAGCGUGGGCAGCCUACUACGCUCAGUACAGCCAGCAGCCGCAGGCUCCCAUGACCCCAACAAGUGGAGCUCCUGGCACGACUCAAACCAACGGCCAAGGUCAACAGAGUCAACAACCUCAGGACUACACAAAAGCCUGGGAGGAAUAUUACAAAAAACAAGGUCAAGCGGCCCCUCAGGCCACCGCAGCAGCGGCAGCGGCCUCCCAGCCUGGAGGUCAGCCAGACUACAGCGCUGCCUGGGCGGAGUACUACCGCCAGCAGGCGGCGUACUACGGCACAGCCAACCCUCAGGCGAUGGGUGCAGCACCACAAGCUCCUCAGGUACAUCCCUCAUAAGAAUCUGCCCUCCACAUCCACUGAAUACUCAAUUCUUGUUAUGGCGUAACCUCCUUCCUUCCUCAGGGUUUACAGGGCUCCAGUGAGUGCAGCACCUUCACACACUUAACCAACACGACUUCCUCCCUAAACAGGUUUUAAGCUUUUUAUUUUGGGAAGCUGAGUCAACUGUUUCCGCUGUUAACAUGCAAUGUAUCUUCUAUGUAUUUCUUCUGCACAGGGCCAGUAAUGUGAAGUGGACAUAAAGUAAAUGCUACAUUGUCGAAACAAAAUCCUUUGUUAAAUGUUUGGAUGCAGACGCCUUGAUGAAGAUCUUAAAUUUCCUUGGUUUGAAAGUUUCACAUAGAUGGCAGAUUACCCGGCGAACACGUCCUCUUCCUUUUUUUUGUUUUCCUUUUUUCUUGUAAAUGCUUUGUUUUUAGUGAGGUAAUUAUACAUAUGGUCAUUCCAGCCCUGUAUCUACAUUAAAUGUGGUUAGAACUCAUGUUUAUUAAACUGUAGACAUUACCAUGUAAAUCAUCUCAGUUUUAAAAUGCUAUUGCCUGUUGUGUUUUUGCAAUAAAACAAACUGAAACCUCCUGUGUUGGUAAGUUGGGGUGGUUUUAAAGCAAAAAGGGUUAAGAGGAAUUUCUGUAUGUUUUAGGGGGUGGGGAGGGGGGGGGUGGGGAGGACUUUUGAAACGCAGGCCAUGUGUGGGUUCAAUUGUCCAAACUGGUUGACUCAAAGUUGUGCUGUCCUGUCUCUCUCCAACUGUCUAUAAGGCUCUUAGAUACAUUAUGUGCGUGCAAUGAUCCUGAGUGGUUCAGACCAACAAACGUCCUUGUUGAUAGACAUUUAUUUUUUACACUUGUUUCCUGAUUUUGCUCUGACUUCAGCCGUAGAGAGAUGUUUGUGAUAAGAAAGUCGCCAGGUAUCCAUGUACCGUAACUCAUACAUUAACUGCGUUGCUGUGGCACUCCUUUUUUUUAAAAUUGUCUGGUGUGCUGACUCUGUUGAGGUAGUAUGCACUGUAUUUUGCCUUGAUAGACACUUCCUCCUCCACAGGCAAAUUUAGAAAAGCGGUAAGCAAGUAUUUUUCCUUAACAUGUUCCUCAGAAAACGUGGUUGCAAGAAAUGUUGCAUAUUUUUAGUGUUAUAUAUAUUUUUUUGUGCUGUUCUUUUUCCAGGACAGUCAGGUAAAUUGCCACUGUAUCGAAAAUGCAUUGAAACGUGUGUCUUGCCCUUUUCAAAUUGCGAACUAACUCACAUGUAUAAAUUUGUUUUUUAAAAGAAUGUUUUUUUAACAUAAAAACAUUGCAAAAAAAAAAGAAAUCAGUUUUUGCUGUCCCCAUUCUGUUAGUGUUUAUCCAAUAUAAGAACAUAGCUGUUGUAGGCUCGGGGUGGCUAAGCAGUCUUCAUCCAUCAGUUGAGCCCUCCUAUACUGUAAGUACAAAACUGUGACUUUGAGAGAUAAACGCCAUUUUUUUUGAUGCUUCAUAAACUGCAAAAGAUGUAGAAUUUUUUGUCAAAUAUUGCCAUUUUCCCCAUGUCUCUGGGUAAGUAUGAAAUGUUCUGAGGAGAGGAAUAGUACUUUAGAUUCUUGUUCCACAUGUUUCUGAGACUUAUUUCCCCUUGUGUGACUCACAUGCAGACUUUGAAUCUUUUACAGUAUGUUGAUACUUAGAUUGUUAGACUGUUUGUUUGUGUAGGUAGCAUUUCGUUGGAUUCCUGAACUGAGGGUUUGAAUGUCAGCACUUACACUGUUGGUAGGAACUGUUUUUAAGGAUGUGGUUUUUUGCGUUUUGAUUACCUGACCUGCUAAGUGCCAUUGACUAGUUCUAUUUUCUUUAAAUGCCAUUUAUUGCAACAUAUUGCUUAGAAAAGUCCUACUGCAUAACUCCAGCGUAGCAUGCUUAGGUUUCUGCUGUUAUUACUUUAAUUUCCUAUAUCAGCAUGUGGAAUGCUAGUAGUGGAAGUGCUUCUGACUAGCCCAGUAUUGAAUUUUAUGACCUUUUCUGAAUGAGCACUGUUGUGAAAGGCUGUUAACUUUAAGCAUUGUUCACUGAUGGCAAACAGUGCAUUAUAUCUGAUCUUUGCAGUGUCGUCCCAGACCUUGCACCUUAGGUUCUGCUGCAAUAACACAGGUAAGCGAAACCUAAGGAAACCAGUGUUUUUGUCCAGUGACAAUUUUUACAUGCAAAGAAAUGCUUACCUGUGUCUUUAACAUGCCUCAAUGCAUUUUAUGCUUAGUCGUAAAGAAAUGUCCAGGAUCUUUUAGUAUGAACAGCCCUUUUUAUUUUAUAAGAUGAUCUGCUUUCAUGAAUGAACUGCAUGAUAUGAGCUGUAUGAUUUAUUUCAUGAAGUUUGACUUUUCUAAAAGUGACUUUACCCAGAAAAAAAAAUAAGUUGUUGCAUAGGCUCACUGAGGAAAUGUUGUCAUUGUCGUAUGUGCUUAAUAUUUGAUAGUCUUUGCAUCCCGGUAAGUCUGACAGCGACUGUGUAUCGAUGCUUUAGUCCACUUUGACACUGGUAUAUCAACACUGCAUGCCAUGCAAACCUGUUGCCAGACGCUAGCAAUGUGCUCAACCUCUAGUUUGAAAGAAAAGAAAAGUUGAAAUACAUGAUUUUUUUAUUUCUCUGUCGUGGUGUGAAUCUGCCCUCAAGUGCAGUGCAAAUCUCCUAUUGAAUCGCUGCUGCCUUCACUUCUCGCUCACAGUGUUGGUCAUAGAAUCAGGCCCGUGUCGUAGUUUGUCCCCAAAAGGAGGAAUCCUUUGAGUCAAUCCCUACUGCUGAACGUAGACCGUUCAAGAGCUCCAGUGAUAAGGUAAAACAGCAACGCAAUGAAAUUUAAAUUCUGUGAUUGCAAAGUGUUGGUCAGAUACAUGUCUUGCAGCUCGGAUAGACUGUCUUUAUUUAACCAUGAUUGUCAUCGUGUCUCUAGAGUUGUCUGGUUUCUCAUUUCGCUUGAAUGCCUUCAUUAAUAACCUUUCAGUCAAUAGGAAUGUGCUUUAGAAAGUUGGAUGAGGACAGGAAGUGAUGUACUUUAAAUCACAUGUUUUAUUGGCAGUAAAAUUUGGGAUUUGGGAUAAAAUCACUUUUGUAGUUAAAAGGUCAUUUCACUUAUCUGUUUACUGUGUACAUGUGAGAUGCUGAGUUUCAACACAGUGUGGGGGUGUAGAAGACAAAACAAGGUGCAUGCCUUAGAGGUUUCAUGUACUGUGUAUAUUAUCAAAUAUAUUGGAUUUUGUUUUUUGAAUAAACUGUUCUGACUUUUGAAAUGUCGCCAUGUUCAUUUAAUAAAGUUGUAACAAAUGAA
This is a messenger RNA of Cottoperca gobio, 5376 nucleotides long. RefSeq names its product far upstream element (FUSE) binding protein 1 (gene fubp1). The record is from RefSeq and is a predicted model, not a curated record. NCBI's taxonomy places the organism in Eukaryota, Metazoa, Chordata, Actinopteri, Perciformes, Bovichtidae. The transcript is spliced from 18 exons. Gene Ontology annotation, biological process: regulation of DNA-templated transcription. Gene Ontology annotation, molecular function: RNA binding. The coding region runs from base 63 to 2081 and encodes 672 amino acids.